CUCCUAUGCGCCUCCUCCCCGACCUCCCUCGCGCGUCGUCCGGCGUCCGGCAACGUCGCCGCCGAUUCCCAGGAGCUCAGCGCGCCACGGGAUCUCCACCGGCCAGAUCCGGUGCCUUCCUCCCGGAUCCGCGCGCCAUCCACCUCCUCUAUCCGAUUCGGCGCCACCCAACCCGCCAUGACCUCCACGAUGGCGCCCGCCGAGAUCCUAUGCCGGCCAUUGCUCCAAAACUUGGUUAUGAAACUUCAGAUAAGGCUAGAUGUGCCAGAAGCGACGAGACUCUGGCCGUGCCACAUGUUCGUGGUGGCUUGCAUGCAGCGGUACAAAUUCAGAGUUCCUGUUGGAGACAUUGUUUGAGAAGCUCUACCUCUCUAAACCACUACUUUGCGCAUGAACUUGAGCAAGGGGGAUAUAUAUCGGUUGUUAAGUUUUGCCCCACAAGAGAGGAGCUGGGCGCUGCAUCUGGCUGGAAAUUGGUGUCAAGUCCCAUAUGCAAAGAUGGAGCAACCUCGAUGAAUAGUGCAGCAGCCCGAGCAAUCAAGUUCAUGGGAAAUCGGCGGCACAAGAUGCUUGUUGAUUACAACUAUGAGCAGCUGAAGCAAGGGCAAAGAAAAAAUAUAAGCCUCAGACUUGGUACCCAGAAAAAGAACGAGAUUAAGGAGCAAAAGAAGGCACAUAUCAACAUAACUUGGAGUUCCGACCCAUCGACUGCAUCGCCACUGUGGUGGCCAUGGUUACAGCUGCGGCAAACGUGAUCAAGUUGAUUGGUGUCUCUUAUGGGUGAAACCAACACAAGUCCGCUGUUGGGUCGUUUGGGCCACUCAUUACGUUACCUGCUCGAGGCUUGCAAGUCUCGUAAAACUUCUACAAUAAUGUUUCUUGAUCAUGCAACUAUAUAUGCUACUACCAACUACUACUGCUUACAUUUGGACUACUAUCGAUUAUGUAUGCCACUAUCCACAUCAGGAAACUACGUACUAUUAAUCAAAAUUUGUAUCCAAUUUGUUUUCC
Molecule: messenger RNA, 1011 nt
Organism: Hordeum vulgare subsp. vulgare (domesticated barley)
Lineage: Eukaryota; Viridiplantae; Streptophyta; Magnoliopsida; Poales; Poaceae
Exons: 5
Coding region: 6-755 (249 amino acids)
Source: RefSeq, a predicted model, not a curated record